Messenger RNA from Magnolia sinica, 1368 nucleotides. RefSeq lists its product as uncharacterized. Gene Ontology annotation, cellular component: cytoplasm. Bases 65 to 1075 code for a protein of 336 amino acids. The transcript is spliced from 9 exons. The record is from RefSeq and is a predicted model, not a curated record. NCBI's taxonomy places the organism in Eukaryota, Viridiplantae, Streptophyta, Magnoliopsida, Magnoliales, Magnoliaceae.
CUGUUUCUCUCCUCUUCUAACAAACUCUAUUUUCUUCCUUCUUCUACGAAGCUUCCUCUUUGAAAUGGGAAACGCCCUUAGAUUUCUCUAUGGCGGAUGUUGCAAGCCCCAGUCUGAUGAGCCUGAUUCUUUGGGCCCACAUGGAGUCACCAUCUCCACCGUCGGUGUAUCUGCUCUCGCCCACGAUCUCUUCCAAUUCGACAUCACAUCUCAGGUUCCCCAAGGGCUGAGUCAACAUGUUGUGUCAUCGAAGAAGGCUCAAGCUAACUGGUACAAGAAACUUCAUCAAGCAUGGAAGGAAGCCAAACCCCCACCAAAAACACCUGAAGAUGCAGCUAAGCUUAUUACACAGACCUUGAAGAAGCAUAAAAAAGCUGAUGUAGAGGGUCUUCUGGCCUUCUAUGGUCUCCCUCUUCCCCACGCUCUUGUUGAAGUUGAAACUUCAAGCACUCCAGCAUACCAGCCGCAACAUUGGAAGUUCGAGCUCCACACACUUCCAGUGGAUGCUAAAGCUGUUGCAGAUGGAGAUGGGAUUACAGUGUAUGUGGAUACAAGGGAUCCAAGGGAGUCAGCUAAUGUUCCUAUAGAAGUACAUGAAUACGCAAUUCGAAGAUCCAAAGCACGGGCAGUGAAAAACUAUGCCGAAGCAGAUGCGCUUCAGAAGAACAUUGUUGAUGCAGGAUAUAGAGUCAUAAAUGGUCCAAAUAAUGAUGAUAUUCUCGCGCGAAAGUAUCGAAUUAGGUUAAGGGGAAUUGACGCGCCGGAGAGUGCGAUGCCUUUCGGAAAGCAAGCAAAGGAAGAACUAGUUAAACUGGUUCAAGGGAAGAGUUUGAAAGUCUGCAUUUACGGUGAAGACCGCUAUAAUAGAUCCGUUGGUGAUGUAUAUUGCAAUGGUACAUUUGUGCAGGAAUUUAUGUUAAAGAAAGGGCUUGCAUGGCAUUACGUUGCAUAUGACCAACGUCCUGAAUUUGCAUUAUGGGAAAAAGAGGCCCGUGCUGCUCGUGUCGGAUUAUGGGCUUCAUCAAAUCCUGAAAAACCAUGGGAAUGGAGGAAAGAUAGACGGAAUGGCGUGUAAGAAGUGAUGAUGUGGUUUAGGUCCCUCAAUCAAUGGACCUGAUCCUACUACACAGGCCUUGUUUAAUAAUCAACAGUCUUAGAAUUUGUUGUAACAUCAAGUCAAUGUAAGUAACCAAAGAGCAAAAGGAUUCAAAUCCAAAGGACUUAGCAUCGUAACAUACACCAAGAAAGGACUGAACUGAUAUUGGUUUUUUGUGUAUUGUUUAUUUCUAACAAUCUCCUUAAUUGCAAUCAUGUUUAGAACCAUGAAAUUUCAAAUCAACAAUAUAUGUAGUUGCACUUUGCAUUUCA